Molecule: messenger RNA, 1298 nt
Organism: Dalotia coriaria
Lineage: Eukaryota; Metazoa; Arthropoda; Insecta; Coleoptera; Staphylinidae
Product: probable methyltransferase-like protein 15 homolog
Exons: 3
Coding region: 1-1083 (360 amino acids)
Biological process (GO): rRNA base methylation
Molecular function (GO): rRNA (cytosine-N4-)-methyltransferase activity
Source: RefSeq, a predicted model, not a curated record
AUGUAUAGAUUUAAGAAUAUUCAUAGACCAUUAGCGCAAUUUUCGCAAUCAUUGCGAAAUUUUGCAUUAGAAUCAGUAGAAAAGCUAGAAGUUGAUAAACCACACAUCCCUGUAAUGAAAGAUGAAGUAUUAUCAUACUUAAAACCAACCGGUUUAAUCCUCGAUGGAACUUUCGGCGCUGGUGGCCACAGUCGAGCAAUACUAGAAUCAUCACCAACUUGUAAAAUCCUAGCAUUGGAUAGAGAUCCAAUUGGAAUACAAUACGCUGAAGAACUAAGCAAAGAAUUUCCGGGACGUGUUAUUCCUUUACAAGGAAAGUUUUCGGACCUUCCAGUUCUUUUUCAACAACAUAAUAUAAAACGUAAUUCACUCGAUGGCGUUUUAUUUGACUUUGGAUGCUCAUCAAUGCAAUUCGACACAGCGGACAGAGGUUUUUCCAUCUCGAAAAACGGACCGCUUGAUAUGCGCAUGACACCAACACCUGGAGAACCUACAGCAGCCGAUGUUCUCGCAUCAGUCACCGAGGAAGACUUGUACAAGAUCUUAAAAUAUUACGGAGAAGAAAAACACGCACGCAAAAUAGCCCGCGGCAUUAUUGAAGCAAGAUAUCUUUUUAAAAGAUUAACAACCACUGAAGAAUUAGCUGAUUUAGUACAAUCUUGUUAUGCUGAAGAUGUUUACCUUAAAGAUAAACUUCAGAGGCCUUCACACGUUGCUACAAAAACAUUUCAAGCAUUACGGAUAUUCGUAAAUAACGAAUUGAAUGAAAUUAACUAUGGAAUGAUAAUGGCGGCGCAUUAUUUAAAGAUUGCUGGGAGAUUGGUUACAAUUACCUUUCAUUCCUUGGAAGAUACAAUUGUAAAGCGGCAUAUUUCCGGAAAUGUUGUCGCGAAUACUGCUAAUCCGCUACCGUUGAAGUAUAUGAGCAGCACGUUGCAGAUUGAUGAUGAAGUGGUGCAGGAAGCCAUGGAUAGCAACUGGAAAAUGCUGCAUAAGCAUGUUAUUCUUCCGGAAUUUCAAGAAGUUGAAGAUAAUCCAAGGAGUAGGUCGGCUAAGAUGCGAGCGGCUGUGAAAAUUCAAUAAAUUUUGAAUAUUUUGAAGAAUAUCUAAGAAUUGGUCUCCAAAGUGACGAAUGACUGAAAAUAAAACUUAAAACAAAAUGCAAACACUGACGAAUUGUUGCGAGAUGAAUUAUUGAUGCAAUAAUUCCGCUCCUGACGCCCUAGCGACGGUAAAAUUAAAUUUAAAAAUAAAUAGAGAGAAGCGUAUUUCGUUACAGACAUUACAAACUAAUCAAA